UGCUGAUGUUCUGCAUUUGAAAGAGGAAAGAAAACUGGUAUGCCUUCAGGUGGGAAAUGGGUGUGAUUUAUCUCUCACACUUGAGGCUGUCGCUGAUUUUUCAAGCACUUGCAAACAUUUCUUGAAACAAUGGUAUCCUUGUCGGUGUACGCGCUUCUACCUGUCAGCGUUUUGCUAUGGGUUGUGACCCCAUCUGUCUCAGACAAAUGUGAUGGCCACACUGGUUUCCCUGGUGUGCCUGGCAUCCCAGGAACUCCUGGUAUAAAUGGAAAUAAUGGACCAAAGGGGAAACAAGGAGAUCCUGGUGAUGAUACAUAUCCGGUAAAGGGAGCCAAGGGUGAACUGGGUGUUCCUGGACGCCCCGGUAGACCUGGCCUCAAGGGGGGUGUAGGGGAACCUGGUCCACCAGGACCAAAGGGACCAAAGGGUCCAAAGGGACCUUUUCAAUUGACCUCAGAUGUUAAUCCCAUUUUUUUCUCUAAUAAAAGAAGAAGUUCCAGAACAUCUAUAUCGCAAAAUAGAAUCGUUGAAUUUGAUGAGCCAGUGUCUCCUGAGAAAGCUGGUAUUAGUCUAAACAAUGGUCUUUUCACAGCCACACAACCAGGUUUUUAUUACUUCGUGUACCAUGUGUCUGCAUUGCAGACUGCUUGCUUGUGUAUAAAGAAGAUGGAUAAAGUGGUGUUGAAUUUAUGUGAUUUUUCUCAAGGAGUGCUGCUGACUUCUGGGUCUGUGGUCCUGGACCUGAAGCUAGCGGACACUGUUGGUGUGUAUGUGUGCACGAAAUUGAGUCAGAUCAUCAGUACAGAUACUGAUAGCACGUUCACUGGCUUCCUGCUAUUCCCUUCAUAAAUAUUCAGAAUUUUAUUAUCUCAGCUAAUUAAUCUUACAUAAAACAAUUCACUGAUAAUUUCUGGGUUCUUUUUGCUUUUUUCCCAAUACUUUCCAGUAUCUAAUGUUACGUUUUGUAAUGAACAAAUGGAACAGAACUGUUGCAAACAUACCUGUAUAAUCACAUGACUGACCAUUUAAUGGAAACAAAAAUAAAGUUGCAAUAAACAGAACUAAAACUCUG
Molecule: messenger RNA, 1072 nt
Organism: Tachysurus vachellii
Lineage: Eukaryota; Metazoa; Chordata; Actinopteri; Siluriformes; Bagridae
Gene: c1qb
Product: complement component 1, q subcomponent, B chain
Exons: 3
Coding region: 130-849 (239 amino acids)
Molecular function (GO): protein binding
Source: RefSeq, a predicted model, not a curated record